AUGGCGUCAAUCGAUGAGCCAUUGGACCUGAUCAAGCUGAGUGUAGCCGAGCGCAUUUACGUCAAGUGUCGAGGUGAACGUGAGCUUCGUGGUGUAUUGCAAGCUUAUGAUCAGCAUUUGAACAUGGUACUGAGUGACGUGGAGGAGACCAUCACUGUACAAGAACUCGACCCAGAAACGUACGAGGAACUCAUUAAACAGUCCAAGCGGACCAUUGAAAUGCUUUUCGUGCGUGGAGACGUCGUCAUUCUUAUAGCGCCCCCACUGCGCACUGCUUAA
This is a messenger RNA of Peronospora belbahrii, 279 nucleotides long. The record is from the annotation of a GenBank genome assembly. NCBI's taxonomy places the organism in Eukaryota, Oomycota, Peronosporomycetes, Peronosporales, Peronosporaceae.